UUUUAAAAAUUGCUUUGACUAUUGUAGGUUAGUCUUUUGCAGAUCUGUAAAUUUUAGGAUUAUCUUGUCAGUUUCUGUGAAAAGGUCUGCUGAGAUUUUUGUUUGGGAUUGGCUGCUGUGAGACUUUUUAAAAAGGGAAUUAGUGAGGCGUGGCUCUCAUUUCAUAUAGACAUUGAAGGACGUUCCCCUAAAGUGUGUGGCUGCAAGCUGGAGGUUGCUAACUUAAGUUUCAAGGUGAGGCAUGUAGGGAAAAGGAGUGGAGGAGCCAGGAAUGAGUAAGUAGUAGCUGAUCUCAGGCCAUGGUGGAGGAAUAGUAGGGCGCAGUGAGGUCUUGGACAAAUGAUGCCUCAAGCCCUGUGCAGGGGGACAGCUGCUUCUCAGUUCCACGCAUUGUUGCCUUAUCUUUCUGUCAAGAGAAGUUGGAGAUCCAGGUUUUUAUACAGUCUUCCAAUUCAAAAUGGAAGUGUAAAGCAUUGAGUGGGUCAGUAUCAUGUGGGUCAAACAGAAUUCUCUAAACGUGGCCCCUGACCUGCCAACCUGUGACCUCCGCCUUUGGCUACUCAUUCUUCGGUGCCCAUUUUCAUCCUCAGGAAGCAUGACGGCGUUGAAGACAGUCUCUAAAGUUCUUUCUAGUUCAUCGAUUCUAGAUUUCAAAAGAGGAAUAUAUCCUGGUUACUCAGGGGUUUAGGAGGUAGCUGAGAAUAUCAACAAUGAUGAUGAUACUUUGAGAAGUUGUGCAGAGCUUUCCAUUUUACACCCCACUGUCAUAUCUGUUCUCUCUUUUAAUCCUUACGUUGUCUUUGUGAAGUAGAUGGCAGAAUAAUUUCCCCAACCGCGUGGGAGCUUCAAGGCACACAGUCAGGUCUUCCAGUUCCGAAUGCAGUCCUCUUUCUCCCAUAACUCAGCAGUCUCUGAAGACUCUAGAACAGGCACUUUGGGAGGGAGAGCAGGUAUGGGAGGUUGUGGGAGGGCCUUAGGCUCAGGUGAAGGCAGGUGUCUAGCUAGAUUUAGAAACUUAGCUUGGUUGAAGUGUCAAGGCUUUUGGGAACAAGUUCAAGCCUUUGUGGGAAUGCUCUGAAGGCAGGAACCUUGGCAUGUAUUCAUCUUAGCAAGGCAGUGCUUGGCACAGUACCUAACACACACAGUUAAAAGUUUUUGUAUAAGUGAAUAAAUGGAUGGAUUGAUGGAAGAAGGAAUCAAAGGCUUGAGAUCAAGGGGGCCAAGAAUUUUGUCUAGAGAAUUUCAAGGACGGAGAGUCAAAUGCUUCUGGUCCAAUUUCAGAAGCUUCAGCAACUGCGCCUCACGCAGUAUCAUGGCGGGUCCUUACCGAACGUGAGCCAGCUGCGGAGCAGCGCAGCAGAGUUCCAGCCCUCCCUUCACCAGGCUGAUAGCGUGCGGGGGACCCGCCACCACGGGCUGGUAGAGAGGCCAUCCAGGACCCGCUUCCACCCUCUCCAUCGAAGGUCCGGGGACAAGCCAGGACGACAAUUUGAUGGUAGUACGUUCGGAGCCAGUUACUCCUCACAGCCCCUGGAUGAGAGUUGGCCAAGGCAGCAGCAUCCUUGGAAAGAAGAAAAGCACCCUGGAUUCAGGCUGACAUCUGCUCUUAACAGGACCAAUUCUGAUUCCGCUCUUCACACGAGUGCUCUGAGCGCCAAGCCCCAGGACCCCUAUGGAGGAGGGGGCCAGUCGGCCUGGCCUGCCCCAUACAUGGGUUUCUGUGAUGGUGAGAACGAUGUACAUGGGGAAGUGCUAUCUUUCCCGGGCCCAUUGAAAGAAGAGAAUCUGUUAAACGUUCCCAAGCCACUGCCAAAACAACUGUGGGAGACCAAGGAGAUUCAGUCCCUGUCAGGGCGCCCUCGAUCCUGUGAUGUUGGAGGCGGCAAUGGUUUUCCCCACAACGGUCAAAACAUAGGCCUCUCACCCUUUCUGGGGACCCUGAACACCGGGGGGUCAUUGCCAGAUCUAACCAACCUCCACUACUCUGCACCCGUGCCAGCCUCACUGGACACCAGUGACCACGUCUUUGGUAGUAUGAGUGUGGGGAAUAGUGUGAGCAACCUGCCAGCUGCUAUGACUCACCUGGGCAUAAGAAGCUCUUCUGGUCUGCAGGGUUCUCGGAGCAACCCCUCCAUCCAGGCCACGCUCAAUAAGACCGCACUCUCCUCCUCCCUGAACAGCCACCCGCAGACGUCCGCCCCCAGCGCCUCUGCUCUUCACCCUUCCCUCCGGCUCUUCUCCCUCAGCAACCCGUCUCUCUCCACCACAGCCCUGAGCGGCCCCUCCCGGCGGAGGCAGCCUCCCGUCAGCCCGCUCACGCUCUCUCCCGGCCCCGAAGCGCAGCAGGGUUUCAGCAGACAGCUCUCGGCCACCAGCCCUCUGAACCCCUAUCCUGCGGCGCAGAUGGUGUCCUCAGAUCGAAGCCCACUUUCCUUCCUGCCCACAGAAGCUCAAGCUCAAGUGUCCCCACCGCCCCCCUACCCCGCCCCCCAGGACCUCUCCCAGCCUCGCCUACAGCAGCCCCCUGCCCAGGAGCCUCCUGCUCAGCAGCCCCAGGCCGCCUCAUCCCUGCCUCCGUCCGGCUUCCCGCUCCUCACGGCCCAGGGUUCAUCUUUGACCAGCUUCUUCCCAGAUGUGAGCUUUGACCAGCAGUCCAUGAGGCCAGGCCCAGCCUUCCCUCAACAGGUGCCUCUGGUGCAGCAAGGUCUCCGAGAACCGCAGGACUCAUUUCAUCUGAGACCAAACCUGUAUUCCAACUGCGGGGGUUUCCCCAACGCCAUCCUGACAGAAGACUCGAGUACCAGCCUGUUCAAAGACCUCAGCAGUGCGCUGGCGGGCAUGCCCGAGGUCGGCCUGAACAUGGACACUCCAUUUCCAUUGGAAGAAGAGCUCCAGAUUGAACCCCUGAGCCUGGACGGACUCAACAUGUUAAGUGACUCCAGCAUGGGCCUGCUUGACCCCUCUGUGGAAGAGACGUUUCGAGCCGACCGACUGUGAGCAGAAUGGAAUGGGCCAGGAGCGUUUAUUGCUGCAGGAGCGGUGCUAGAAUGGCAGGGCACGGAGCCAGCUACACCCCCGGGGCUUGAGUGAUCUCGGGCUCCUGACACGGAAGGAGCCAAGUCCGUGGCUCCUAGCUCUCCGACGAGGCCCCAUCUCACACCCCAUGGCUCACUGCCGACAGCGGAGCUGUGCCCUGGCCCUCGGGCAAGCGGGCUGCUUUCGGAGCUUCCGAUGACUCCCUCGUCACCGGGACCAGGACACCCUUUCCUUGGCCGUCUAGUCCGUCGAUGUGUAAAAGUAGAGCAGAACCGUGGAACAGGCCGCGGUAGUGUUGUGAGGCGCUCAGAACCACUGAUCUUAGUCCACACUGAAGAGAGGGCCUGGCCUGCGAGGCAGGGAGGGGCUGCAGGCCUUCGGGAGUUGGCUCAGCUUCGAGCAGCGGUACCACAGCACCACGGUGUGUCCUCCGCUGCCGCCGGCCUGGCUCGGCAGCUGCCCGCCGCUGACCACACGUGCCAGGAUCGCCCAGGUGCCUUAAUUCCAGUAUGAAGAAUUUUUACCACGAUUUCAAGAACUGAUUUGAGUUAAGCAAACUGAACGCUCAUUUGUUUUCUCCCGAGUAUGUAAUCUCCUUUCUGCUGCUUCAGUACACCUUUUCCUGUGGACGAGGGGAAAGGAGGACCGUUUUAUUCAGUCACUGAAAAAAAAACAACCACCAGUCCCCCGGUGAUGGACGAGCCUGAAGAGGAAAGGGCUUCCUCUCGAUGGGGGUGGGGGGGGGUGGGGGGGUGGGGGGGUGGGAAGAGAGGGAAGAGAGGAAGGCCGUAGGUUUCUCGCAGACCCGCGAUGUCUUCCAGAUGAGCUCCAGACCAGCGUAGGCCUCCCUCUCCACAGGCCGGCUGCGGGGAUGCUGGGGUCCGGGUCAGACCCUCCGGCCGCCGAGCAGCGGCGGGGGGAGCUGUUUCUCUGUGCAGCAGGAGUGUUCAUGUAGCCCCGCUAGACCGGAAGCUCCUUGAGCGCAGGGACUGUGCCUUAUUCGCUACCAAACCCCAAGCGCCUAACAAGUGCGGGCACUGGGUAGGUGCUGUGUUACUGCGCCCUGAAGGCGUGAAUGAACAAACGGGAGAAACGAAUGAAUGAAUCUGCCUGGCUGCAAGGCAGUCUAAUCUUUAGCUAGCCCCAUUCCUUGCCAAAUCUCAGAGCUUUAGCUUUUCUAACACUUGUGCCUGUGGUUAAGCUAGGCAUGCACUUUAAUACGCUUCUAACACUAGGUGACCAACUCCACGGUGAGACCGGGCCCCCGUCUCCUCAAGGGCAUGCUCCAGAACAGGCGGGUGGAAACUGUCUUCUGAGUGCAUCCAGAAUGGCUGGGCACACUGAGGCCUCGGGGCUCCCAGCCAGGCCCCCACCUCAAAAGAUCUUCCCUUUCAGAUCUGUGUUUUGCUCUAAAUUGCUUUUAAAAGAGAUUCAUUCUUUGAGGUUGAAGAAAACAUCCACAGUAAAAUGAAGGCCUAAUUCGCGAAGCCAUCAUUAGUCAUUAUUAGUACCUUAGCGUAAAAUGGUAUGAUUGGCUUCCCACCGCUGCUUGCCUUCUCUGACUUAGCCCCUGACCAGACAUCUGCUGGGUGGGUUCGAAGAGCACCUCUGGGGAGGGGUCUGGGCAGUGGGGCAGGAUGUGGGCACGGGGAAGACAGGAGCGCUCAGGGAGAGAUGAAAGGCGCUGGAACUUUUGCCCAGACAGCCACUGCCCUUCCAGAAGACACCAGGAGUGUGGCUGAAGGUCACUAGACUCCCCUGCCCAAAGAAGCAAGGCUCUACCGCACAGGUCUGAAUCAGACGCGACGGCGCCCCACAGCAAGAAGAGUCUGGAACGGGAUUCUGGGCUCUUAACCUCUCCAGACCUCAUCCCGUUCCCGUCUGCAGAGGGAUCACUUUAUCUCCAGUCUCCCAAAGAACCCCGAUGGCACACCACUGCAGCUUCCUCUGGGGCCCAAGUCCUCAGCCUCACAGUAGCCCCGAAUCUCUGCUGUUGAAUCCAGCCGGGGUCCUCGCCUGAGCUCCAAGCCCUGGUCCCAGUGCAACUUUCAAAUCCCUUUAUCCUGAGGAUCUCGGGAGGGGCGUGACUCGUUCAAGUACAAGCCCGUUCCUUGUGGUGGUACACAGCUCCCCGGUGUGCCAAAGGAAGUCAGCUAGCUCCAUGCUGCCUUUCCUGGGUCGGAGGCCCCCCCAAAUCUGACCUGGCCUUUCACACAGGGAAGGGUGCUGAUGUUAGGAGUUUGGUUUUGUGUUUUUGUUUUUUUUUUUAAGUGGCCGUCUCAGCAUAACCCACUUGUUGCGCAGUGCCUUACCCGGGGUGGGGGUCCAGCUCUGUCUGCACAGCAGUCCUGCUUACAGCAGGGGGCCCGGGACCUUACGUGAUGAAGUACGCUGCCCCCGGGGCAGUCUCCCGGUGACUCGUGGAGAUGGAGGCUCCCGGGAACAGUGACUUGUCCAGGGGGAUUAUAAUGAUGACAAUAAGGUUUAGCACUGAAUUAAAUCUGUCCUUAGGUCCACCAGUCCAGUCUUUUCCUGUGAAAAGGUUUUGGGCAUUAUCCAACCCACUUUGCUUACAUGGCGUCAAGGACACCCGUGGGCAGGUGUCACUCUGACCCCCAGCGGGUACGUCUGCCUUCACGGCUACCUUUGCAACAAACCCGGCGUGGUCCUCGGCAUCUGAAGCGGCUACAUGCAUCAGAAUAAAUGAUCUUCCGCUCUUUAGUCUCGUGACAGGAAAUCGACGGCCGCACCACUGUCAUUUACUAAGCAGUUAAACAGUAUCGAACUAAAAACCUAUCUGUGUUCCAUUUUUUUUUUUUUUUUUUUUUUCUGUACCGUUGUGGUUUUUAGGACACACAGUGUUAGGAGAAAAUUUUUCUGAUCACGCCAAGACCACCAUAAAUUCUCCUCUGUCGUGUUUCAUCUCUCCUCAGUCUACUGUACAGUAGCCGAGCUGAAGCCCUGUGUACGCUAGCCCGUAUUCCAGCCCGCGUACCCGACGCUGUCCCCGGCUCGCUCUCCUUGGCUCCGUUACGCACAGGUGGUUCCUUCGCUCCGCGGUGGGACCGUCACGGCAACUAAUCAGACUUCCCGCCAGUGUCCUAACUCCCGGGUCCCUUGUUAAAAAAAUAUUUAAAGAUUGGAAUUUGUAUAAAGUCGCUUCCAAGUUUUAUAAUACGUCGUUUUACAUCUUUCGUAAUUAAAAGCAGCACAGUAAGGUCGUA
This is a messenger RNA of Zalophus californianus (California sea lion), 6260 nucleotides long. It is a transcript of the gene CRTC3, whose product is annotated as CREB regulated transcription coactivator 3. Gene Ontology annotation, biological process: protein homotetramerization; positive regulation of transcription by RNA polymerase II. Bases 1261 to 2997 code for a protein of 578 amino acids. Gene Ontology annotation, molecular function: cAMP response element binding protein binding. Gene Ontology annotation, cellular component: nucleus; cytoplasm. The transcript has 15 exons. The record is from RefSeq and is a predicted model, not a curated record. Lineage: Eukaryota; Metazoa; Chordata; Mammalia; Carnivora; Otariidae.